CGAUUUUUUGACUGCCAACACAAUAUCCAUGAGCACUUACACGCUUAGAGACUUUCCUCAACAGUGGACAACUACUCACUGUGACAGUUACAAUAUUAUAUCAAUUAAAUUUAUUUAAACUGAUAACAGUUAAAAUUGAUUCGGCUAGAUGGUCGACUUUUGAGCUAACGCAUAGAAUGGGCACAGGUGAUCGUUUGCUUGAUAUUGCUUGCAACGUGUGUGAAGAUCGUAGUUCUGGAAAGCACUAUGGUAUCUACAGUUGCGAUGGUUGUUCAGGUUUUUUUAAAAGAAGUAUUCACAGUAAUCGUGAGUACACAUGCAAAGCUCAGGGUACUAUGAAAGGUCGUUGUCCAAUUGAUAAAACUCAUCGAAAUCAGUGUCGAGCUUGUCGUUUAACAAAGUGUUUUCAAGCUGGAAUGAACAAAGACGCAGUACAACACGAACGUGGACCUAGAAAACCAAAACCCCAUUCAAUAAUGUCAGAUAAACAUCAUCAACAACAACAACAACAACAAACACCAAUGAUAUCAUCACAAAGUGGUACACCAAUUCAUCAUCAUGAAACAUCAAGAGUUGAUUUAAAUUCACAUUUAUUAUCUCAUCAUAGUUCAUUGGUAAAUCAAUUAUCACCUUUAACAGCAACAACAGCAGCUUCAAUUCAUCAUGAACGUGUUAGACGUGAUCGUAAUACAUCACAUCUUUUAUCAAUACACAGAAGAUUAAGGUAUGUGCCAUAUUCUCAAACAGCUUCAUUAUUACAAAAACCAUCAGACGAUGCAACAUCACCAGUACCAUUUUCACUUCAAUUACAAUCACCACUACAACCACCACCACCUCCACCACCAUUACCACCAUCAUCAAAUACAAAUUUAUAUCAUUCACCAGCAGUUAAUAUAACUCUUGGACAACAACCACCUCUAAUGCAAAUUCUUAUGUCAGCUGAAAAAUGUCAAGAAUUUGUAUGGAGCACUCAAUUCCAGCCUGAAGGUGGUGAUGGUUCAAUUGAUCAAACUGAAACUGAAACAAGUCCAAGUCCGACGGGAACAUUGCAUAAUUUUACUCCAACAUGGGAAGUACUACAGGAAACAACAGCAAGAUUAUUAUUUAUGGCUGUUAGAUGGGUUAGAUGUUUGGCACCAUUUCAAACACUUUAUAAAGAAGAUCGACUUGUAUUACUUCAACAAACUUGGACACAAUUAUUUUUGCUACAUUUAGCACAAUGGUCAGUAUCAUGGGACAUAUCUGGAUUGCUUGAUGAUGAACAAGUACGACGAAGACUACCACCAGAUGAUGCAUCUCGUCAAGAACUUCAUACAAUUCAGGAAAUUAUGUGUCGAUUUCGUCAGCUUUCACCUGAUGGUGGUGAGUGUGGUUGUUUAAAGGCAGUCAUUCUUUUUAGACCAGAAACAAAAGGUCUUACUGAUUCAAAACCUGUUGAAUUACUUCAAGAUCAAGCACAGUGUAUUCUCAAUGAUUAUAUACGUUCACGUUAUCCACGACAGCCAGAAAGAUUUGGAAGAUUUUUAUUGUCAUUACCUAGUUUAUAUGCUGUUAAACCAACAACAGUAGAACUUUUAUUUUUUCGUGAAACAAUUGGUGAAAUACCAAUUGCACGUCUUUUAGGUGAUAUGUAUCAAAUGGAACAUCAUUCAGGAGAUGAUUUUAAAAGUGAUUUUGGAAUUGAUAUGAUUAAUCGUCAAAAAAAUAAUUCUGAUUUAAAAAUGUAAAAAUUAAUGACUGUUAAUUUUAAUAUAAUAUAUAUAU
Messenger RNA from Aphidius gifuensis, 1764 nucleotides. RefSeq names its product protein dissatisfaction-like. The transcript is spliced from 10 exons. Gene Ontology annotation, biological process: regulation of transcription by RNA polymerase II; anatomical structure development; cell differentiation. Gene Ontology annotation, molecular function: RNA polymerase II cis-regulatory region sequence-specific DNA binding; zinc ion binding; nuclear receptor activity. The coding region runs from base 177 to 1727 and encodes 516 amino acids. NCBI's taxonomy places the organism in Eukaryota, Metazoa, Arthropoda, Insecta, Hymenoptera, Braconidae. The record is from RefSeq and is a predicted model, not a curated record.